AGGAAAAAUAUCGUAGUAAAUUCCUAUACAACCGAAAAGAGGAGGCAAAUGAAGGGAGAAGGACCAAAGACAUGGAACCGGUCAUCUCCCUAGAUGGCGCAGUCGAGAGUUGCGAUCGCUUAUUCAUUCAGACAUCUUAUCUACAACUCAACUACACUAAAGCCAUUUUUUUAAAUCCAUGUUAUAGAAAUGAUGGAGUUAUGUAUUUCAUGAAAGUUCUAAGUUUUGUGCUGCGUUGGUUCCUUUAGCUUAAGAGCUAAAUUUAAUUUCUUCCAUGAAAUUAUGUCUUUGCGUUUAGUAGACUAUUCUUCAGAUGAAGAACAGAGUUUCGACGAAAUAAAUAAAACUGUAAAUGACUCAUCUAAGGAAAAUGUUGAGAACACUUCGAAAGGGGUGACAGAACCUCUUCCAUUGCCUUUUGAAAUUCAAGAUAUGUUUAGUAAUAAUGUCAAUCACACAGAAGAUCCAUCUAAACAUGGUGGGAAGAUAAGAUCUUUUCCUCAUGAAAGGGGUGUUUGGGCUACACAUGUAUUUAUUGAAUCUUAUGAACUCUUACUGUUUCAGCUGAGGUUUGACUCUUUAGAGGUGUAUGAAAAUGAAGAAAAGACAAGGACCUUUUUAGGAUUAAAAAUUCAUUAUGGACAUGAUGCUUUGACAAAAUUGGUGGAAAGAGUUGAUUCAUGUCUUGCCGAGUUUCAGUUGCCCUGUUUUUAUGAGGAACCAUCUUUUCAUCUCAGCUUUGCAUCCUGUGUGGGUAGUAAGUCACAAAUUAUAGAAUCCUUUCUGGCAAAUCUGAAUAUAGUGUUUCAGGUAUUUGUGAAAAAUAAUCCUUGCUUUAGAACAUUGAAUGUUACUAAAAUUCACUGUAAGAGUGGGAAUAAACUUUUCACUACAAGUUUAAAAACUUGACAUUUUGAAAUUAAGAUGUAUCAAUAAUUUAUUUAUAAAUAAAGUUAUUUUUGUGUUUUAAAA
Molecule: messenger RNA, 972 nt
Organism: Parasteatoda tepidariorum (common house spider)
Lineage: Eukaryota; Metazoa; Arthropoda; Arachnida; Araneae; Theridiidae
Product: U6 snRNA phosphodiesterase 1
Biological process (GO): U6 snRNA 3'-end processing
Cellular component (GO): nucleus
Molecular function (GO): 3'-5'-RNA exonuclease activity
Source: RefSeq, a predicted model, not a curated record